Messenger RNA from Racocetra persica, 168 nucleotides. The record is from the annotation of a GenBank genome assembly. Lineage: Eukaryota; Fungi; Glomeromycota; Glomeromycetes; Diversisporales; Gigasporaceae.
AUGACUCAAGCUAAAUCUGUCACUGUUCCGGAGGUUGAGCUUGUACUAAAAGAGUUUGUUUUAAAUUAUCAGUACAAAACAAUCCUAAGUGAUACUAUAUUGGUUGAGAAAGCAAAGUUGCUUGCUGCUGGGUUGGGGUUUCAGAAGGAACUUUACAAUUUUCUUCCG